UAUCUCCUCCAACUUUUCCUUUUCGCGUCUCUUGGAAACCUUUUUUUUUUAUAUUUUUUUUGGCAUUCGCUCAUUUGAAUCCCCGAUCGAUCGAUCGAUGGCGGAGGCGAAGCACUUCAAGUACGUCAUCCUCGGCGGCGGCGUUGCCGCGGGAUAUGCAGCGAGGGAGUUUGCAAAGCAAGGGCUCAAUCCAGGGGAAUUGGCCAUCAUAUCAAAGGAGGCGGUGGCUCCUUAUGAACGUCCGGCGCUUAGCAAGGGUUACCUUUUUCCACAAGGUGCUGCAAGACUUCCAGGUUUUCAUGUAUGUGUUGGAAGUGGGGGAGAAAGAUUACUCCCUGAAUGGUAUUCUGAGAAAGGCAUAGAGUUGAUUCUAAGCACCGAAAUUGUGAAAGCAAAUCUUGCCUCCAAGACUCUGACUAGUGCAACUGGAGCAACCUUUACCUAUGACAUUUUGAUCAUUGCUACUGGCUCGACUGUUGUGCAGCUGUCUGAUUUUGGUGUUCAAGGAGCAGAUUCCAACAAUAUUUUUUACUUAAGAGAAAUCGAUGAUGCCGAUAGGCUUGUCGCUGCGAUUCAAGCAAAGAAGGAUGGAAAGGCAGUAAUUGUUGGAGGUGGAUAUAUUGGUCUUGAACUUGGUGCUGCAUUGCAAAUCAACAAUUUAGAUGUCACUAUGGUCUACCCUGAACCAUGGUGCAUGCCUCGGCUUUUCACAGCUGGCAUUGCUGCUUUCUAUGAGGGUUAUUAUGCUAACAAAGGAAUCAAAAUUGUCAAGGGCACAGUAGCUGUUGGAUUUGAUUCUGAUGCCAACGGAGAUGUGAUUGCGGUUAGAUUGAAGGAUGGAAGAGUGCUUGAGGCUGAUAUUGUGGUUGUUGGUGUUGGUGGGAGACCGCUAACGUCUCUCUUUAAAGGUCAAGUUGCAGAGGACAAAGGUGGAAUCAAGACUGAUGGAUUCUUUGAAACAAGUAUUCCUGGUGUGUAUGCCAUUGGUGACGUCGCCACUUUCCCCUUGAGGCUAUUCAACGACAUAAGGAGAGUUGAACAUGUUGACCAUGCGAGAAAAUCUGCAGAGCAAGCUGUUAAGGCAAUCAAGGCAAGCGAAGAGGGCAAAUUGAUUGAGGAAUAUGACUACCUGCCGUAUUUCUACUCGCGUUCUUUCGAUCUAUCGUGGCAAUUCUACGGGGACAAUGUGGGGGACAGCAUUCUAUUCGGUGAUAAUGAUCCCACGUCACCGAAGCCUAAGUUUGGGACUUACUGGAUCAAGGAUGGCAAGGUUGUUGGUGUUUUCCUCGAAGGCGGAUCUCCGGAUGAGACCAAGGCUAUUGCUAAGCUGGCAAGGUUCCAGCCACCGGUGUCUGAUCUCGAAGAGCUGAGAAAGGAAGGCCUUGCUUUUGCAUCGAAAAUUUGAUUUGAGAUUGGGUUGGAGCGAGGGGGGAAGAGAAUUGUGCUACUUCUAGAUUGUUUGUCGGUUCUGUGACUAUCACUAUUGGUGUAAAUUGGAAGCUACAUUGUUUCAUGGUGUUCUUGGAAGAGUGUCAGCAUUUACUGGUGAACUUUGAAUCUUAAGUGAUAGUAAGGAGUCCUUGUUUAGUGGUUCACUACAAUAAGGUUAUUUAUCUUAUAGUGUAUAUUGAAUGAUUGGACUCGGUUUUACGGAAUGCUCUCUCUUGUUUAACUAAACAACUUCAACUCAUUUAGUAUAAUUGUUUGUAUGUUUUAA
Ananas comosus (pineapple) is the source of this 1717-nucleotide messenger RNA. RefSeq names its product monodehydroascorbate reductase, seedling isozyme-like. NCBI's taxonomy places the organism in Eukaryota, Viridiplantae, Streptophyta, Magnoliopsida, Poales, Bromeliaceae. The record is from RefSeq and is a predicted model, not a curated record. The transcript is spliced from 10 exons. Gene Ontology annotation, molecular function: flavin adenine dinucleotide binding; oxidoreductase activity, acting on NAD(P)H. Gene Ontology annotation, cellular component: cytoplasm. Bases 98 to 1405 code for a protein of 435 amino acids.